Molecule: messenger RNA, 9526 nt
Organism: Paramuricea clavata
Lineage: Eukaryota; Metazoa; Cnidaria; Anthozoa; Malacalcyonacea; Plexauridae
Source: the annotation of a GenBank genome assembly
AUGGGGCUUUAUAAAGAUCAGUCGUUUAAUAAAUCACUUGUUGGAGAUCCAUCACUGAACGAACGUCUUUAUAUUGAGGUCGGACUGGAAGCGACAAAGUCGAGUUCAGGAAAGUCACCUUUUGGAAUCAAGUUAAAUGAAUGUUACGUCACUUCAAAGAAUCGCUUGGCUGAAUAUAAAUAUCUCUUGAUUGAACGAGGGUAAGUCGAUCAACAAAAACGUUUGAACGAUGAUCAAAUAUCUUUUAUAAAAGCCAGUACUGUUUCUUCAUUUUAAUGAAGAAUGUGUGCUGCAGUUUCUCCUUUGCAUAUAGUCAGGAACGUCGUGAAGGCAUCAACAUCGGGGGGGGGGGGGCGAGGGGGUGUCGUCAUAUUUUGAACAACGUUUCCUAAAAUUUUGACCAAGUAGUAGAAAUAUUUCCUGAAAAUGUUGUCGAGGGGGAGGGGUUGUCAAAAAAUUUUCCGGACUAACAUAGCAAAGCUUCUGAUAUAUUUCAAGCCAAACUAAGAAGAGGCUUGCAAUUGUUUCCACUGAAAACAUAACCAAAAGUUAAAAAAUUAUUCGUGAACAUUUCAUAAUUUGACCAUCUUUUAUUUCAAACUUUGAGCCAAAAUUUUACCAACGUGACCUUCAAUUUAGCAAAUAUUAUUUCCAUUUGACCAACUUUGGCCGUUUGGGGGGGGGGGGGUGUUACACCCUCCCCCCAUCCACCCACCCCCUGUAGGGACGUCCCUGCAUAUAGUAAAAAUAGGAAAUAAAUACUUUGAAAAAUAGGAACUAAAUAGCCCAAUGAAAUAGGAAUUAAGUAGCAAUUAAAUAGUGCUUGAUUCUACAAAGGUUGUAUAAUAAAUAGUGCCAGUGUCCAAGGAAAUUUGGAUCCACCUUAAAUAUGCCCCAAGGUCAGGUUUCCCAUAAAACUGACUUCAUGAUCACAGGGAGAAAUGUUUGCUAGGAAACUAUAUAGCCUUUUUUUAGAAAGUUAUUGCCCUGGCUCUUUUUAGGACUGAACAAAUAUAAACCUAACUCAUAAAACUAGGUCUCUUAUAAGUACUAGUUAAAACACGAGCAGCCGAUCUUUAUCUGAUAUGCAAACUCGACCCGAAGGCAAGAAUUUGUAUAUCAAAUAACGAUCCGAUGAGAAUAUUUUAGUACUAGAUAAAGCAUGAGCAGCCGAUCUGUAUGUGAUAUACAAACUCGAGCCGAAGGCGAGAGUUUGUAUAUCAGAUACAGAUCGGAUGCGAACGUUUUAUCGUACUUAAAAAAUGUACCAUCUUAUGAGUUCAUUGACGAAGUAAUUUUAAAAAUAAACAUUGUCUAAGCCGAGAAAAUCAAAGCUGAAGUUUAUGUAAAUCAGGACAAAUCUGUAUCCGAUUUACAAACAUUGAUUAAACAUUCAUUUCUUUUUUAUUUUCCUCGUGAAUUAUUAAUGAAUUUUUUAAACGUACUUAAAAUACGACCCUUAUGAGUUCAUGCGAAGUAAUUUUAAAAAUAAACAUUGAGAACAUUAUCAAAGCUGAAGCAUAUGUAAAUCAGGACAAAUCUUUAUCCUAUUUAUAAACACCAUUAAACAUUCAUUUCUUUUGAAUUUCCUUCAUGAAUUAUUAAUGAGCAUUUUAAAUAUAUUUAACAAAUCCAAACAAAACAAGUGGUUAAUUAUAAGUUUUUAAAACUUUAUUGUUUAGAAGCUCGAUAAUAUAGAAUUGUACAAAGUUAAGAUUAAAAUUCAUUAUAUAAAAGAAAUAUAUGUUUUGGUCUAUAUUUAAUGUUUAAAAAUUGUUAUUUUAAAAACCCAAACAAUCCUUUAAACAAAAUGUUUAACUAUAGGUACUAGUACACUCUGGCAAUUUCUGUCUCAAUAUCUAUGUUUGUUUCUUUAACAUCACAUUGAUGACAUUGUUUCUUUCUCGUUAUUCUCGAUUUUCGAAGGCAUAGGAGAUCUAAUGAACGAAAAUGAUAUCUUUGCUCUUAUCCAAGCCAUUGUCUUUGAAUUAUUAAUGAGUAUUUUAAAUAUGUUUAACAAAUCCAAACGAAGCAAGUGGUUAAUUAUAGUUUGUUUAACCAUACGAGUCUCGGUUGUGAAGCUGAAGACAUAGUAAAUCUACAGCGCUGUUUCCACUGGGGGACCAACUAACAGCUGUGUUAUGAAUAUGAAUAAGACAUCAUAUUAAACGUAAUAUGAAUAAAACAUAACGUAAUAUUUAACAAUUAUUGAAAGAGGUUGCGCACGAUAUGAAGAAUUAUCAAGCCCGAAGUUUGCCGUUAUCAACCGAAGCCGAAGGCUGAGGUUGAUAACGGCAAACUGAGGGCUUGAUAAUUCUUCAUAUUGUGCGCAACCUCUUUCAAUAAUUGUUAAAUAUUACGUUAUGUUUUAUUCAUAUUACGUUUAAUAUGAUGUCUUAUUAGAAUUCAUAUUAUUUAUUUAAAAAAUUAAAAACAAACGGAAGCCAUUUGUAUUUUAUUUGUAUUAUGAAAAAACAAUUCCUUAGUCCUUCGCGGCAGCCGUCGUGAUUGUCAUAUCAAUGGCGUCACCGAGUCAAUAUGAUUCCCGUCGUCAUAGUAAUAUGGCGCAAACGCGUCCAAAUUUUUUUCAUAUUGACUCUUUGACGUCGUCUUGCUAUUAUGAAUGUGAAAAAUCCAUAUUUUGUUAGCCAUUGAGUUGAUAUGACAAUUUCACAGUUGGCUGUUAGCCAAUCAGAAACCAGGAAUUUUUUAAAUAAAUAAUAAAUUCAAAUUAUUGCACUUACUUGUAUAAAUCACAAGAGCUUGCAUUUACAGUGAAAAGCUUCAAACAUUGCUUCAAACGACGAUUCACAAUCGAAAAUAUUACAUGGCGUUCCAACGAAAAAAACAGCAAGGAUUGCGGGCGCGCGAGCGGAAAGUGCUUGCGGGCACGCGGUGGGAAAGGCAAGGGGAGAAAAAGAUAGAAGGGUUGAAACACCGGUAAUGCGAUCGUUUGGUGUAUUCCAUAAGUAGCCUGUUCUCUCGGAAAAUUCCGAUCAUUCACCGGAAAUGCCUCCUGGCAACCCCAACAACGCCUACGCGCUUAAUUAAUGAAAAUAAACAAUGUUAGCUAUAUGAAAUAUUUAAAUGAAGCGACCAACGGUUUUUUUACAAAAGCAAAGUAAAAUUUACAACUGUUGAGUGUGGCGACACAGAUACUGCUUGAAAGUAUUCCUACUAACGUCAAUAAAAGUGGAUUUUCAAUUGCACGCAGGUAUGUAAUGUUUCUGAUAAAUAUUUACAGAUUGCAUAGGCUUUAUUAAAUUUAAAUAAAAUACGUAAGACAUUUGAGAUUUACCUGUAAAAAGCAAGGUUCGUUCACUUCGUUGACUGCUGAGUGUACAAUAUUAAUUUAGGCCGCUAUUUUUGAAUAUAUUGAAAUAUUUUGUGUGCCUUGGGGUUCAAUGUAAUUUUGAGACGUAUAGAUACAGUCAGUCGAACUUGACAAGCAUCUAUUAUCCGUCUAGUUAUAUUCGUGCGUCUUCAGCAUAUACACAGGCACAAGACGCAUUUUGCGUAUAGACGAACAAAAUCUGGCCUUACAAAAAAUGCGCCGAAUCUUCCACGAAGAUAUAAUCACACGCCGAGCAAUAGCCGAAGAUUGAAGUCGGAAUAUUAUUACGUCACGAGAACAGGCUACUUAUGGAACACAUCUCGCUGUUAUAGAUCACAUAAAUUAGAUUGAUAUGAUCAGGGGCCGGUUGUUCAAAAGCUGGUUAACUUUAACUCAGGGUUAGCGCUAACCCUGGGUUAAAAUCCUUAACCCAGGGUUAGUUAACCCUGAGUUAAAACUGCGUUGUUCAAAGCUGGGUUAGAGGUGCGGUUAGUUAACCCAGGGUUAAGACAUGUAACCCCAGGUUAAAUUUGUUUUAAAAAUAAAUGUAAUAUAAGAACGUUUUUAAUUGGCUGGCCCCGUAUCAAAACUAGGGAUAGAAUGGGAUAGAUGGGAGAAAUAUUGUUUAAUCAACUAGAAAUACAUGCAUGCAGUAACCCCUCGCCAAUAUUGCCAUACAUUAAACAUGAAGUAUUCAGAAAUGACCAGCACUGAACGCAGGCUCGCGCUCAAGUGUUGCCAUGACAACACGAUAUUCUUAAAUUUUUAUUUUCAUAUAUUUUGUACAAAACUGCAAAAUAGUUGAAAGAUUCGUACUUUUAACUAUACAACAAUAAAUUUCCGAAAUACAUACUGUUAGGUAUAUUAUUUUGCAUUUUGUGAGCUUUGAUUUAAUGUAAAAUUUAACAUGAAACGCUUCGUAAAAUGUUUUGAAACGUUCAUUCAAGACGUAAACCUACAUUUUGCCGAUAAACUGUUUUUACUUAACAAAACAUGAUAAGUUUAAUACAAAUAAUAAAAUUGUUAGGUAAUUUCAGUUCAGUCUUCAAAUCAAUUUGUUCGCCUUAACAUUUUAAGAUUGUUUCUCAAAUUAAACGGUAAUUAAUUUAUGAAACUUAAAGCUUCUAUAGUUCAUUUUUAUUUAUUACGUAAAAAGUUAAAGCAACAAAAUUCGUAAACAUUUUAAAAAUAUUCAAAUUGCAGUAUAUUUCACGAUUUCCCGUAGUAAACCAAUUCUUCUCAUUUCUUCAAACAAAAUUGCUUCAAGCUUGUUGUAUAUGAAACAAUUUUCCAAGUAUAUGUCUUUUAAAAUUGAAAUCUUGCUUGCCAUGCAUAUUUUUGAGAUAAGUGAGGAUGACCACCCACUCAAGAUCGUCGCUCGUUGGUCAGCGCCCGCGAUGAUUGAUGAACUUUUAGACUUCGCUAAUGCUUUCGUUUCCCCGGGUGUAAAUAACCGGGGGGAAUUAGUACCCUCGCACGGCGCUUCGCGCAGUUGGCUCGGGGACUAGGCAACUGAAAUUGAACAUUUCAGACGUGGAUUUAAGCAUUUUGAAAGUUUCAAGAAAAAAUAUAAAUUUAAAUAAAUCAAUUUUGGAAUUUUAGGCAGUGCUUGAAUAAUUAAAUUUGAGAACAAAAUCACAGCCAAUCAAAUGAACUUCGAAUUAUUUUGGAGUUGAAAAGCAUUUUUCAACGCAUGCGUGAUUAUUCUAUAAAAGUAUAAAACAGAACACGAAAACAGAAAAAGAAGCAGCGAAGUUGUUUUAAUGCAGCUUUCAAAAACAAUUUAUUUACUAGUAGGUAAUACACUGCGCUGUAAACAGUAGAUGUGCAAGAACUUGUGAUUGUUCAACAAAUGGCAAGUGGAAACUUUGUGCCGAACAGGUGGUGGUAUGGCGAAUUGUUUGGCAAUACAAGUACUUUUUCUAGAGUUAUUUUUGAAGAAACUUGAGUUGAAUGCUCGGCUUAAAUAAAACUACAGUCUACAGUUUUGGUGGCGGCAAUCGACAAAGAUCUUGUGAGGUAAAUCCUUUUAUUGUACAGUGUACACAAUCUUGAUUACGGCAUUUGUGUACCAAACUAUAUUUUGAAAAUCGGAAGUACACUGUUUGUUUCACCACGAAUUUUACUUGUUUCCUUUUUUCACUCCUUCGAUGUCCGUUUUGAAUACGAGUUAACCGGCCGAUUAGCAAGUUACCCACCUAGCGAGGAGGGUUAAAUUUAGCCGUUGUUUUAACCGAGGGUUAAGGAUAACCUAGCUUUGAACAACGUAAAGUAACCUAGGGUUAAAAUGUAACCCCAGGUUAAGCAAAUUUAACCCUAGGUUAGUGUUAAUCGGCUUUGAACAACCGGCACCAGUGCUUUUUUGAGAGAACAUCGACUGAGCCCUAAAAAUACUACAAAGAGAUUAAACGGAUAGUCUAGAAGUAUCUUAAAAAGUCACGUGAUAUUUGUUUCAACCCUUCCAAUUUUUUCUCCCCUCGCCUUUCCAACCGCGCGCCCGCAAGCCCUUUCCGUUCGCGCGCCCGUAAUCCUUGCUGUUAUUUUCGUUGGAACGUCAUGUAAUAUUUUCGUUUUGUCAAUUGAUUCGCCAUAUAUGAACAAUAAUAAACUAUGUUGUGAAUCAUCGUUCGAAGCAAUGUUUCUAGGUAUUCGCUGUAAAUGCAAGCUCUUAUGAUUUAUACAAGUAAGUGCAAUAAUUUGAAUAUAUUACGUUAUGAUGUUUUAUUCGUAUUACGUUUAAUAUGAUGUUUUAUUCAUAUUCAUAACACAGCUCUUAGUUGGUCCCCCUGUGCUGUUUCAUGUAAAAUCUAUACCGUUUGCGUUAAUUUAGUAACAUUAUUAUUUAGUGAUAUUUAAUUGGUAGCAUUAUCCAUGCAUGCAUGUAUUUUUGAAAAUUCCUUUUUCUUAUAUUUAAAUUGCUCCAGAUUUUAAUUUUAAAAACUUGGUGACCGAAGAGGAGAAUUGGUGGAACGUUGUAUAGCGAUAGCGAUUUAUAAAAAUUGUAUACCCAUGUAUGCGAUCCUUUAUACCUUAGACACCUAACAUCUACAUUCCAAACUCUACCUAUUAAUGAAAGCAUAUCAUUUUGCUUCAUGCCUUCUGAUGUAGAUGCCAAAAAGACAAAACCGUGAAAUUUCACAAAUCAUCAGGAGACACUACAAGAUUUAGCUUCCUGGUGUUCCGUUUCCGUGGCUUACAUCAUUACAGCACACGUGUUCACUGCAGAAUAAGUGUGUGUGAGAAAAAGAAUAAAUCGUGUCAUUUGGGAUGUCGAUCAUCAAAGAACGGGAAGCGUAUGUUUUCUCCAGCAGAUGAUCAACGGAUCAGAUAUUUCUUUUAAACACUUGGUAAGUUAAUUAAAUUUUUCUAUAUUUUUCAUGUUAUUGAAUGUGUCUUUUGAUCAAAAAGGCUUUAAAAUUUGGCUAUAAAUCAGUACAUGCAAAUUAAUUAAACCAAAUUUUAGCUCUCAAAAAUUACAAUAUAUUUAGAGUUCGUUAAUUAAACCCAGAAGAAUAUCGACAAAAGUAUCCGUAGCUGUGAAUUUUGUCCAUCAUUUUAUGAAUUACGAAAUGACUUAUAACUUAUAAAUUAUAAAAGAAGUAAUAAAUUAUAGAACUACUAAUAAAACUAUAAAAAUGAAAGAGAAAGCAAAACGAAGAGUAAAGGACAUUUUUACCAGGUAAUCUUCUGCAAGAUACACGAAUACAUAUCGGGAAAAAUAUGAGUUGAUAAUGAUUUCUCUUGUCUGCGCUAUUUAUAUUAUAUUGUGGUAUUUCCAUGCAACUUGCAUUGUUUCUAUACCAGAUGACAGCAUUUGAUGUAGGCGCAAGUGUGCGAAAAUAAUCGCCAUAAUUAAAUAUCAUUUCAUGCAACAUGUUGAAUCGUGGUCGAUGUAUCGUGGCAUAUUGAAUAUUUAUCAGGAAAAGUAGGAUUAAGAAGAGGGAUUUGGCCCAGAGUAGCACUAUUUGAAAAACAUUUGUAAUUUAUGAAUAACCAAUAAUUAAGACUAUUUACGAUAUCACGACCGUGAUCCACGAUAUGUGGACACUUGUAGACCGCAUUAAAGAUCAGUAAGUCACGUUCGAGGGAUAUGUUUAAUUUAAAAACGUUAUAUGAAUACUAAUUCUGAAGCAGAGAUUUUUUUGAAAGACAUCAAUACUAAUUCAGAUUUUGAAUGCAUGUUAAUGAAGCGUGAGAUUGUGCCCAUGCAUGGCCAGUGAAUACUAAUAAUGUAAACAAAUAAUAUAGUAAUUCGCGCUCGCCAUUGUAAAUGCCCAAGAAGAUCAACUGCUCACAUUCAAACAAGAAAAUACAUGCAUGCAGAAACCUUCGCCUUGCUGACAAAACCAUUGUAUUUUUCGAACAUGAAGUAUCUAAAGUAGUUGUCAUGGUAACACGAAAUUUUUUUAAGAAUAUUCUUACAAAUGAAAAAUCGCCUAAAAAUAACACUUUUAAUUACAAAAUUAUCAAUUUCCCAACAUAUAUAUAUAUAUAUGUUAGGUAUGAUAUUAUACGUAAUUUAAGCUUCAAUUUAAGGUAAAAUUCAACCACAAACGCUUCGCAAAACGUUUUAAAGUGUUCUUUACAAAAUUAAACUGCCUUUAAUUAAAUGGCUUUAUCGAUAAACUUUGAGUUUGCAAUAAAAUGAUUUCAAAUUCUCGCAUGCAAAUAACUUUGCUUUCUUUUUUUUUUUAAAAACAAUAUAAUAAAAAAGGAAAUCAAUAUUAAAUAUAAAGAUACACUGAAAUUAUAUGCUGUCUUGUUUAGUUGUUUCAUGUACGCAAAGGCCGUCGCGUGUUAGAGCAAUUUGAAAUAAAAUCAAUAUUUUAUAAAAACAAACUUACCUUCGUGAACGUCGGCUCCCUUCUUUUAGCCGAUUCUUUUGCCCUUUCUUUCUUAAAAUUUACAAAAUCUUGCAAAAAUGAGAGCAAAAAUGUAAUAUAUUUGCAAGAAAUUUAUCAAUCAUCAAAUCAAGAAGUGUUUGAAAUUUCCCUGUCCUCAUGCAGUCGUUAUAAUGCAAACUUUAAAUUGGACCAAUCACAGUGUUCGCUAUUCAUGGCAGUCCGCCAUAUUUUUGAGAUCAGUGAGCAUGACCACCCACGCACAGUGAGCUACGCCCGCGAUGAUUGGUGAACUUUAGACUUCGUUAGUUCUUUCGUUUCCCUGGGUGUAAAUAGCCGGGGGGAAUUAGUACCCUCUCAUGGCGCUUCGCGCGGUCGGCUCGGAAACUAGUGCUUAAUUUAAAAUAUGCGACAUAUUUUUUAUCCACAUCAAGGUUUCAAAAUUUGAUAAAGUGAGAUAAUUGAUCUAUAGAGCUGCGAAUCGUCGUUUAAAUAAUAUGUUCGUCAAAGCCAUCACAUUCUUUUAAUAUAUGGUGUUUACGACUGCGCCUACGUCUUAGAGUUUUUGUGAUAUAUAAAUUGAUAAUUUGAAAAUUUGAACUUCAUUGCACUUUUUGGCGUUCAGGUUAGCAAUUUUUCGCGUUACAGUGAGUCUCAAAGAACUGGGGGCGGUGAAAUGGCAUCACCACUUGCAUGAUUUUAUUUCGUGAUAACAAAAAUACAUAUGAUAUAUUUGAGUUUCGCAAUAAAAUCGAGUUUAAAUUAAUUAAAUUGGAUAUUUCUUUAAAUUUAUCCACAUUUUAAUUGAAAUUUUAAAGUGAACAAUCUCAAUCAAUAUCCAAACAAUAUAGCUUCGGUUAUCCAAUUGACAGGAAGAUCGGGCUAGAAACUAAUUUUAUGGCCAAGAGUGGUGGUCAAAUACACAAAAAUCGGGACCAAAUGGCAAUGAACUGAUCGAAGGCUGUUGUCGAUCAUAGCCCAAGCGAAAUCUAGCUCACCAAUUAACUAACACUUUGAACUGCGUUCUUCUUCUUUUUACGAUGUAGCUUUCCACUACGGCAUUUGUGCAAAAAUGAAAAUGGAACUGGAUAACGGACAAUGAUACUUGGAUAUACCAAUAUGCAAUUCUCGUCUUCUUUACAUAGUGCGAAAUUUAUAUUCAUUGACUGUAGAAUCAAGAAAACCCUUUAGUUAAACAAGAAAAAGCUGAAACUUGAUGAAUAAAUUAAUACACACCUUAAACCUAACGUUGACUUAGUUUUGUUGAGAUUUUGAAAAUUUGCAUGGUUACAUAUAAUUAUUCUACUCUACAGUAUAAGGGUUCAUAUAAUUUGUAUUUUAUAUAGUUGAG